Pocillopora meandrina is the source of this 2977-nucleotide messenger RNA. NCBI's taxonomy places the organism in Eukaryota, Metazoa, Cnidaria, Anthozoa, Scleractinia, Pocilloporidae. The record is from the annotation of a GenBank genome assembly.
AUGGCCCUGGGUGCAGAUUUUAUUAAGACAUUAUCUACGUGAGUAAUUAGCGAUUACUUUUACUAAAGACGUCACAUGUUUAUUGUUUCCUCUAAUUUUUAUAGUGAACCCCUCAGUAAUCAGAUAUCAAGACAUAUCUGACACCAGAGUCACGAAUAACACGAACAUUGAGCGAUUUCAGGUACACUUGGGUUCUCAGAUGCUGCUUUCCUAUAUGGUCUUUCUAACCUUUUCCUCAGUAAAUUUUUUCUUGUAAAGUCGUGGUUAUUGCUUAAUAGAGCAACCACAAAUUAAUUAACACCGCGUCGUCCUUCGCAUUUGAGGUGGUUUUGAGAUACACUUAUUCAUUCUCUCCGGAUUUUCGAGACAAAAGGCUAAUUUGAAGAAGAUUAGAACUUUAAGGUUACUUUAAUCCAGGUCUUAAGUGAUUUUCUAAAUAUCCAUUAAACGUGAUACUAAGUAAAACAAGUAAAUUAGACUCGCAGAAUGUCACGUCAGACCUUUCAAAGCAUGAAAGCGAAGAGUCAUUUUUACACCUCACCUACAGUUUCCUUUAUCUAAAUCAGUUAUUUAAUCUGUAGGAUUUACCAGAUUCCGUCAUUUUGUCGUUUCAUGAAUCCUCUGACGUCAAGACUUGAACAAGAAAGACAUUCUCUCAUAGGAAAUAUCAAAAUAAGAGGUAAGGGAAGAGCUGAAUUUGGGUGGGCAUGUACUAAAAUGUUAACCCGGCACAAAUGAAUUAAUCCAUCUUUCGCAAUGAAUUUUCACAUAUCUCACACAGGGAAACAAAUCUUCGCUCAUUGCAUCGAAUUUUUCACAGUUCCACAUAACUUGAGGAAAAGGACAUGAACGUUCCUCAAUCAAAGAACUCUUAAAAAAGAAUUUCAGAUUUUAUUUUCCAAUCAAUUAGUUAUCAGUUUUUGGCUAUUAGUUAUAUGUUAAACAUACCAGAAGGCCUUUUUAUUAUGAAUUCAGUUUUAAAUCCUGACAUUCAAAUCGACGUAAAAUGUUUGGUUGUUUUUUAGAAACGAGAAAGACAGAUCCACGGUCGAAUCAGUACUUGCUAUAAAUGGUGGAAAAUUUGGUUCACUUUGAAAUUCGUGUUUAUCGACCCUGAGUGCUGAUCUAAUAUCACGGGAAACAACAUGACUCUCCGUAGACCUAAUGGGGUCAUCAGUUUUAUUUUUGCAGUUGCUGUUGUUGUCAUAGUUUUUUUUUUCCUCGUUUCUCGUUUCGAAAAUUUGUUUCUUAAAUUAUAAAUUUAAAGUAUUCCAGGCGUCCAGUUAGCAAAGGAGACGCAAAAGCAAAAAAUGAUGCGCGUUUUUUUUUUUUUUUUUUUUUCGCACGACGAGAUUAACGUUCCCCGUAUAGAAACUAAUCCCUGAGACAGUAAAUUAUUCUUUUAACAACAAUCAACGGUUACAUUUACCCGAAUCAUGCUGGUCCUUCGAGCACAGAUUCCGAACUUGAUAACAACACGUUUAAGAAAAGCCAGUGAUUACUACAGCUGACCCUCCUGGCUUCCUUUAUUCCGGUUUCUUCGCUUAUAUUGGCUGUCCGGCUCUUGGUAGUGUCUGGGAAAUAUCAGGUGUGAGUGCAUUCUUGAGAGAAUUAAUGAAGGGUUCAGCCCUGGAUGGACUAACGAGGUCUUAUUUGACUUUGUGAAUAGCGGUGAAAAGGGCUGGAAAAAGAUCAACUCAAGUUUUGGUAUGAAUUGGUUAUUAGAUUUCAAAUGAAUAACAGAUGAAGUCGAUUAGAGACAAUUCCUGUUAGUUUUCGUUAAAAAAGAAUUUCUCGAGGAAGAUCGACUUGAGUCGACUACUCAGUGAUUCAAUAUACCUUAGAGGUAUUGAACUCUUUUCAAUUAACAUAAGAGGACAAAAACUUGGCAAAGAAGCAAAGCAGAACCUGGAAUGCCAGCUUUGAUUAUCUAAUAAUCUGCCAGUGUCCUGACCAAAUGCUUUAAUCUGCUUGGCCACGCUACCUAAAAAAACCAUGAGACUGUACAACAGUUUAAUUUUGAACAAGUAGUAGAUUUACGCUGAAACUAAAUUUCUGUGGGUGACAUUUGAUAAGGGCCUCGCCCUCACCACUAUCGCGCGACAGGAAUCGAGAAUAAAUUUUUUGUUGGUUUAAGAAAUGAGGUUAAAUAGAAAAAAAUUAUUAUUUGAUUAUUGUGGAAAACUAUGUCGGUAAUUUUUUAAAAUGUUGUGCGUGGCUUGCCGGCCUUUCAGUAUAUCUGUUGCUAUCAGGAUGCCAUCCGCACAGUUUCUAGUAAAUCAGUACCUCUACUGCGUUGAUGCUCUAUCGAGAAAGCAUUACCUGUUGAUGAAUUAUCUUCAGAGAUAUUUAAGAAGAUAUAUAAUGGAUAAGCAUUGGUAAACUUUAUUUUCCAGGAGCUGCAAGCUUAUAGUUCUGGUCGGAAAUAGAAAACUAAAAACCGUUAUCGAAAGAUAAUUGAGAAGCAGGAAAUUUAUUUAUGAAUUAAACUAAGAUGUUUUUGGCUUUCUCACGCAGUUCCAGAGUUUGAAUCUUUUGUAAUCCACUUGAAAUAGAGACCUGUGUUUGUCGGCUGGAAUUCCGUUUUGCAUCUCUGCAAAACAAAAGGCAAUAGAAAAAAACGUGAUCGAAGAGAAAUGAAGUGGAACAAAUAUUUACAAAGCGCUGGAUGAUGUUACUAAUGUGCUUUACUAAAGCAUUAACGCGAGCUAUUCCGGCUAUUUAAGAGAUCAUAAAUGCUAACUUCUGCCUGUAAAUUUGGUUUUGGUUUAAAUCUAGUGGUUUUCCGGUCGGCUUUCUAUAAUUCGCGAAUCAGUUUGAGAAGGUACUAGAAAUUUGAUUAUUGUCUAUUUUGUCAGUCGAUAACAGUCAAUAUUGCCUCAGGGCUUGGUGCAAGAAAGCUCCUCUUCUUCCAGAAGAAAACGUGCUUCAAGACAGGCACGCAAUCUAUCAACAUGAUUUAGCAGCUAUUAUUUGA